UCAGCUUUUGUUUUUCUUUAAAUGAUAAAAUAUUAAAGGUGUUUGGCCAAAACCUCAUCUUUGGUGAUAUGAUGCAAGUUAACAGUUACUGGGACUUAAAGCUCUAUGGACAGGCAAAAUAAAAUUCAUGGUUCCUGAUGGUAUAUUGAAGUAAUACAAAACGUAUUUGUGGGUUCAAAGUUGCAAGUGAGCUGUUCAAACAGCUGUUUUUCCUGGAUGCUGCAAUCUAUGGUAAAGUUGUCAAAAUAAAUAAAAUAGAUGCCUGGCUGGCACCCAUACUGAAAAAAAACAGCUUAAAAUAGCCUAGGCUGGUUGGCUGGUUUUAGCUAGUUGACCAGGUUGGUUUUAGAGGGGUUUUGGCCAUUUCCAGGCUGAUUUCCAGCCUGGUGUGAGCUGGUCAGGCUGGGAGAUGACAAGCUAAAACCAGCUUGACCAGCCUAGCCAGGCUGGGAGCCCAGUCAAAACCACCUAUGUCCAGCUUAAACCAGGCAGGUCAUGCUGGAUUUAGCUGGUCAUUUUUCCAGCCUGAACAGCUAAGACCAGGCUGGAAAUGGCCAAAACCCCUCUAAAACCAGGCUGGUCAACCAGCCUAGGCUGGUUUAAGCUGGAUUUUUCUGCAGGGACGGAGUACAAAAACCAGGUGACAUUUUUUUUUAACACUCUUAAAGUGUCACCUCGUUGCUUUCUGCACUCAAAGUGCCAGUCACCUUUUUAAUGUUUAGGUCAAUGCUGAAAUCACCUACUUAUAGUAGAUUCAAGCCACAAAUUUUUUUUUUUUUUUAAAGUACUCCAUGUAUUUUUGUGAAGCAACUAGAUGGCGCAAUUGUAUGGGGUGACCGUACACUGUAACCUAGUAACGACGCUAACAAACCAGACUGGCAGAAGACGCGACAUGGAGACGCCUGUGUGUUUGUUAUUAUAGCUAAUAAAAGUGUUAAUUGUUGUUGCACUGUGGUGAUUUAUACAAUUUUUCACUUAAUGGUUUAUAACACGUUAACUACCUUGAAAGAGUUGUGAAAGCGUGUAAAUUGACUGAAAGAUACGUUAAUGGAGAUCGACGAUCCCCAGAAACUGAUGCCCGAGCCUCGCAUCUUCGUGGAAAGAACUUUGGCUUUAAUCAAACCUGAUGCUAUCCACAAAACCGACGAAAUUGAGGAUAUUAUUCUUCAGUCUGGUUUUACGAUUUUGCAGAAAAGACGGCUUCAGCUGAGUCCAGAGCAAUGCAGUGAUUUCUACGCCGAGCAUUAUGGGAAGCUGCAUUUCCCCCAUCUGACUGCCUUCAUGAGCUCGGGGCCGGUGGUGGCUCUAGCGCUGGCCAGAGACCAGGCCAUUGCCACCUGGAAAGCCAUAAUGGGACCAGUCAGCAGCAUAAAGGCCAGAGAGAUGCAUCCUGACUGUCUGAGAGCGAGGUUUGGCACGUGUGACCUGAGGAAUGCUGUGCACGGCAGUGAAACCUUCUCUGCGGCUGAGAGAGAGAUCAGGUUCAUGUUUCCUCAUUCUGUGAUUGAACCCAUUCCUAUGGGAGACGCUGCCAAAGAUUACCUGAGUCGGUUCAUCAACCCAACACUUCUCGUUGGACUGACAGAGCUGUGCAAGAUGAAGCCAGAAGACCCCUAUACAUGGCUUGCUGACUGGCUGAUGAACAAUAACCCCAAUAAGCCCAAAGUAUCGGAUGGAGCAACAGUAGAGGAGGCAGCCUGAUUUCCUUUCUUCACGCAUUUGACCAAGAAUUUGUUAAUAUUUGUAAUUAUUUUGGUAUUUUUUCCCUCAUAUUAUUUGAAUUCCUUUGUUU
Molecule: messenger RNA, 1792 nt
Organism: Danio aesculapii
Lineage: Eukaryota; Metazoa; Chordata; Actinopteri; Cypriniformes; Danionidae
Gene: nme5
Product: NME/NM23 family member 5
Exons: 5
Coding region: 1048-1701 (217 amino acids)
Biological process (GO): GTP biosynthetic process; CTP biosynthetic process; negative regulation of oxidative stress-induced intrinsic apoptotic signaling pathway
Molecular function (GO): nucleoside diphosphate kinase activity
Source: RefSeq, a predicted model, not a curated record